This is a messenger RNA of Tripterygium wilfordii, 1135 nucleotides long. RefSeq names its product ubiquitin-conjugating enzyme E2 28-like. NCBI's taxonomy places the organism in Eukaryota, Viridiplantae, Streptophyta, Magnoliopsida, Celastrales, Celastraceae. The transcript has 4 exons. The record is from RefSeq and is a predicted model, not a curated record. Gene Ontology annotation, biological process: protein polyubiquitination. Gene Ontology annotation, molecular function: ubiquitin conjugating enzyme activity. Gene Ontology annotation, cellular component: nucleus. The coding region runs from base 487 to 933 and encodes 148 amino acids.
CUAAGCAGGAAUAUUUUUCCUUUUGAGACGUGGACAGGAAUGGUUCUACUCCACAAUGUACCGAUUUUUUAAUUUGUCUGAAGAGUUGUUUCCACUGACAUUCUAAGCCGUCCAGUUAAAGUUCAGCUUUGCAUCUAGAACUAGAAUCCAUUAUUUCUGUCAAGAGUAUUCUACUUGCCUACAAAGAGUGAUUCAAAUUGGACUGCAGUGGUUGACCGAAAAGGAUCGAUUGCGAAAUGAUAUGGUUCUUUCUCUCUGUCUCUAUAUAUUUAAGUUGUUGAUAACAUUAUCUUCUCUUAUUCUACUUCAAUGGAUUUCAGGAAUCUAUGCUAUGCCCACUUUCAUGAGUCUGGAAAGAAUCAUAUUUCCUGAAGUCUCCAAUGGCUGCAUUAUAUACUCCAUCAUUUCCAUUCUCCAACACACCCUUUGGAGUUUUUGGUCUCCAAGAAUUUAUCGACGAACAGGAGCAUUUCUCGAAGUGGCUGGAUGGCAUCGAAGAGGAUAUUGAAGGAGCUGAAGGAGUUGCAGAGAGAUCCUCCUACUUCAUGCAGUGCAGGUCCUGUAGCAGAAGAUAUGUUUCAUUGGCAAGCAACCAUCAUAGGACCAAAUGAUAGCCCUUAUGCAGGUGGUGUCUUUGUUGUGACCAUCCAUUUUCCUCCUGACUAUCCUUUCAAACCUCCAAAGGUUGCUUUCAGGACCAAAGUAUUCCAUCCAAACAUAAACAACAAUGGGAACAUCUGUUUGGACAUACUCAAGGAACAAUGGAGCCCUGCACUCACCAUAUCCAAAGUCCUACUCUCCAUAUGUUCACUGCUUACGGAUCCUAACCCAGAUGAUCCACUGGUUCCUGAAAUUGCACAUAUGUGCAAGACUGACAAAGUUAAGUACGAGUCAACUGCUCGGUGCUGGACCCAAAAGUACGCGAUGGGAUGAACCCGGAACGUACUUCUUCUUCUUCCUCUAUGAUCUGACAAAACCAAAGAUUGCUUAGGCUAAGCCAACUGUUACAUAAGAUUGUGUUGAGCCCAAAAGGCCAUUACUUGUUGAGUUGAAUGUUUUGUAUGCCAGGAAUAAAUGGUUGCCUCCUCUGGAGUUGAUUCUUCAGUUCUAAAUAAAAAAUUUCCUUAAAAUCCUA